Molecule: messenger RNA, 697 nt
Organism: Leptosomus discolor (cuckoo roller)
Lineage: Eukaryota; Metazoa; Chordata; Aves; Leptosomiformes; Leptosomidae
Product: apovitellenin-1
Biological process (GO): lipid metabolic process
Cellular component (GO): chylomicron
Molecular function (GO): enzyme inhibitor activity
Source: RefSeq, a predicted model, not a curated record
GAAAGCAGGACAGGUCUCUUGGUGUAGAGAGCAGAACUGGUACUGCAAACCAUGCUGCAAUCCAGGGCAUUGGUGAUAGCUCUGAUCCUGCUCCUUAGCACCACUCUCCCUGAAGUGCACUCAAAGUCCAUCUUUGAGAGAGACCGCCGUGACUGGUUGGUUAUCCCCGAUGCAAUUGCAGCUUACAUCUACGAAACUGUGAGUAAGAUGUCUCCUAAAGCCGGCCAGUUCUUGGCGGAUGCUGCCCAGACUCCAGUAGUUGUUGUGACCAGGAACUUCCUCAUCAGAGAAACAACUAAAAUCAGUAUACUGGCUGAACAGCUGAUGGAAAAAAUAAAGAACCUGUGGUACACAAAAGUCCUAGGCUACUAGCCAGAUGAAGACAAGUCAGUGUUUCUGAUGUGAGUUGGUAACACCCUGCAGUGUCCUCUUUCCUCCUGCCCCUACUACGGACCAAGAUCAGUCAAUACGACAGAAUUGAUGCUCCUCUUAAUGCCACUAGAGGGAACCCAGCUUCAAAGACCAAAGGGUGGAAGGCAUGUGCUUGAAGUCUCUCCCCGAAAAAAACCCGCGGCUGGGCAUGGGGAAGGCAAUGAGAUUGUAGAGCUCAUCUGUAGCCAAAUCUUGAAAAUUAAUUCCUCCUGAACGGCUUGGCCAUUGCCCCUCUAAUAAAAAAAAAUGUUGGUUGUUACACUUC